UUGCUGACUCCUGAAGUUCUGACGCUGAUCGCAGGUACAACCACCAUGUGAAAUAACUUCGAAGAAUGACGGGGUUGGAAGGAACCGGUCAGACAUCGAAUUGUGCAGUUGCGAAUAAACGGAAUAGAAAACAAGAAAAGAGGAACCCGCUGGCAUUCUCACACCUAUUUCUCAAUAUCCGCGAAAAUUUCCACUCUUAUGCAUUUUAUAAGAAUCCGACGUUCCUUGCGAUCGUGAUCGAAGAAAAAUAAUUCUUCGAAGAGUAAAACAGUAUUUCGAUCUCAUUCAGAAUUGUUUCGCAACGCGUUUUUCCCUUCGUCGUAUGGAAGCGCUAACGAUUUCCGUCAUGAAAAAUCCAAGAUUCAUAUAAACACGCGAACAGGAUAAUCAGAUGGUCAGUGUAACUCAGUGCCAAGGAUGGAUGUCAGCUCCUUGAAAUGGAUAUUGCUGUUGGUCGUGGCGAUCUGCUCUAACAGCGUUCAACAACCGACUUUCUUCAAGAAUACCUUCAAAGGCCUGAACGGUGUCGUGCCGCGGCAGAACACGUUUGAUAGAAAUGAGAUCAGAGCCGUCUAUUACCAUGAUCAAACUGUUGCGAUCGUCGACCUCGAUAACAAUAACGAACUCCAAAAUUGCAAUCUGAUCGAAGUAUAUGAGCCAUACGAGGCGGACGAGGUUUUGAGAAAUUUGUCGACAACAGUUAUACCUCAGCUGGUAUCUUUUCAAGAAAUGACGCGUCUUAUGCAACAAUGCGAACUGCUGGAAAGAAUAAAGGAGAACGAGUUAUCCACUUCCAUGACGAGCAGCGUGAGCAAAAGUAGUCGCGGCGUAAGUAGCGUGCUGUCUCUUCUCUCGGGCAUCCUGCCAGGUACAAAAUGGUGCGGAACCGGGGAUAUCGCUGAGAAUUAUCAUGAUUUAGGCCAGGAGGUUCAAAUCGAUAGAUGUUGCCGCAGCCACGAUCUUUGUCCCGUUAAAGUUCGAGCUCGCCAAACGCGGUACAAUCUCACCAAUUACUCCAUGUACACUAAGUCGCACUGCGAUUGUGACGAGGCGCUCUACCAUUGUUUAAAGGCCACGAUGCAUCCAACGGCGCGAGUCAUAGGUGAAAUAUAUUUUAACGUAAUCAAGGUCUCCUGCAUCGAGGAUGUUCCACAGAACGAUUAUGCUUCCAUAGAAUUAAGACGACACUUUAUUCCUACCAAAAUGAAGUAUUAAAACCGUCAAUAUUAAUUGUUGUAAAGCGUGUCGGGCUUAUGAUUAUUGGUACUGUUAUAAAUAUGUAAAUACAAUUUACAAAACUUA
Molecule: messenger RNA, 1302 nt
Organism: Ceratina calcarata
Lineage: Eukaryota; Metazoa; Arthropoda; Insecta; Hymenoptera; Apidae
Exons: 8
Coding region: 418-1215 (265 amino acids)
Biological process (GO): phospholipid metabolic process; arachidonate secretion
Molecular function (GO): A2-type glycerophospholipase activity
Source: RefSeq, a predicted model, not a curated record